Rhodamnia argentea is the source of this 734-nucleotide messenger RNA. RefSeq lists its product as uncharacterized. Lineage: Eukaryota; Viridiplantae; Streptophyta; Magnoliopsida; Myrtales; Myrtaceae. The transcript has a single exon. Bases 17 to 547 code for a protein of 176 amino acids. The record is from RefSeq and is a predicted model, not a curated record.
UGCAUUAGGACUACACAUGUUACGUGAAUCCAUUCAAACCCAAGAACCCAACUCGUAUAGGCAACCAAACCAUACAUCAACCCUGGUUUUCAAGCGCAAAAAAAUGGGUAUUGGAGAGAGCAACAACCCCAUUACGUUCCGAUCCUCCUCCAUUGCUCUUUUGCAAGAGAGGUUCAGGCAAUUGCAGAAGGUGAAGGAGAUGAGAGAGGAGAGACAACUCCUGAGGUCGCUCACAGAACCUAAUAACAAGGUCUUCAGCCCCACAGCAUCACCUCCACCAUCCUCACAUUGCGAGCCAUUAGGGUUUCUCUUUCACGAUCCCGAAGUGAUGGUGAAUAAUGUCUAUCCCACUUGUUCGUCCCCUCCUUGGCUCUCUCUUUCCCUCUGGCCGAGCCCACGGAGCAACUACUCUCGUCUUCAGGGUGUCGAAGCGCCAGCGCUCGUUGCGAGCCUGUGGCCCGUGGAGAACGCCUCCUUGCGCGUUUCGUCUACAAAGUGUAGGGAUUAUGAUCACUUUGACGAUGUCGACACGUCUCUUCAUCUGUAACAUAAGAGCACGUGAUAUACUUUCUUUUAGGCUGUAUGCGUUAUCGGAUGAGCAUACUAUGUGUCCUCACUCAGUAUGAACGGAGUUGAGUUUUGCCUGGCUCAGUUUGUGGUGCAUCACAUGGAAGAAUUCCAAGCAUCAAGUAGGAAAAUGUGGUUAUUAUUAUAUAGUAAUACUAUUAACUCUU